This is a messenger RNA of Anoplopoma fimbria (sablefish), 1078 nucleotides long. RefSeq names its product 5'-AMP-activated protein kinase subunit gamma-2-like. The transcript is spliced from 12 exons. Lineage: Eukaryota; Metazoa; Chordata; Actinopteri; Perciformes; Anoplopomatidae. The record is from RefSeq and is a predicted model, not a curated record. Bases 92 to 1078 code for a protein of 328 amino acids.
CACCUGCAGCUGAUGGACAGCAGGUCUGCACCGACACGACACCGCCAGACCUGAACCUUCACCGGGCACAGACUGAGCCGUUGCAGACGGCAUGUCGGAGCAGCCGGACCCCGAGGAUGCCGCUUCAGAGGAGUCAGAGAGAGACAUCUACAUGCGCUUCAUGAAGUGUCACAAGUGUUAUGACAUCAUCCCCACCAGCUCAAAACUGGUGGUGUUUGACACCACGCUGCAGGUUAAAAAAGCGUUCUUUGCUCUGGUGGCAAACGGAGUGAGAGCUGCUCCUCUGUGGGAGAGUAAGAAACAGAGCUUCGUAGGAAUGUUGACCAUCACAGACUUCAUCAAUAUCCUGACCAGAUACUACAAGUCCCCAAUGGUUCAGAUCUACGAGCUGGAGGAACAUAAAAUCGAGACAUGGAGAGAGCUGUACCUGCAGGAGACCUUCAAACCUCUGGUCCACAUCUCACCUGAUGCCAGUAUAUUUGAAGCCGUGUACUCGCUGAUAAAGAAUAAGAUCCACCGUCUGCCUGUCAUUGAUCCGGUCAGCGGGAAUGCUCUCUACAUCCUGACUCACAAGAGGAUCCUCAAGUUUCUGCAGCUGUUUGUGUGUGAGAUGCCCAUGCCGCCCUUCAUGAAGCAGACUCUGGAGGAGCUGGCGGUUGGAACAUAUGCUAACAUCGCCUACAUCCAUCCCGACACGCCGCUCAUCACCGCGCUGUCCGUCUUCACGCACCGACGCGUCUCCGCUUUGCCCGUCGUUGACCACAACGGUAAAGUGGUGGACAUCUACUCCAAGUUUGACGUCAUUAACCUGGCAGCAGAGAAGACGUACAACAACCUGGAUGUGACCGUCACGCAGGCUCUCAGACACAGAUCCCAGUACUUUGAAGGAGUCAUGAAGUGCAACAAACUGGAAACACUGGAGACUAUCGUGGACCGCAUCGUGAAGGCCGAGGUUCACAGGCUUGUUGUUGUUGAUGAAGAGUCUCGUAUCGUCGGCAUCGUCUCUCUGUCCGACAUCCUGCAGGCGCUGGUCUUGACCCCCGCAGGUACAAGAUACAAGAAGAGUUCUUAUGAUUAA